Bombyx mandarina (wild silkworm) is the source of this 3740-nucleotide messenger RNA. RefSeq names its product Rap GTPase activating protein 1 (gene RapGAP1). Gene Ontology annotation, biological process: regulation of small GTPase mediated signal transduction. The record is from RefSeq and is a predicted model, not a curated record. Gene Ontology annotation, molecular function: GTPase activator activity. Gene Ontology annotation, cellular component: cytoplasm. Lineage: Eukaryota; Metazoa; Arthropoda; Insecta; Lepidoptera; Bombycidae.
CAUUCGUUCUCCGAACGUAAGCUUGUAAGGUUGUGGAGGCGUCUCUUAUCAGUAUUUAUCGCGUUACGAUCGUGUUUCGUUAAGUUGAUAAAAUUUAAAGUUUUUCAUCAACGCAGUGAGUUCUGAACAUUUUCCGUGCGUAGCGCCAAGUGUUUAGCUGUGUUGCAUAGUGAGAUGAGUUUUGAACUGUAAUAUUUGUUUAAGCAAAGUGGACAGUGUUUUUUAUUUUCGGCUAAUAAACAACGAAAAUUGUCCGCAUCCAGGGCAUCGUGAACGCUCGCAGUGAAAGUUAUAUUCACUGUUUUCGCAGUUUGAACUUCUAAAAGUCAUCGAGAACACAUUACUAGGCGGCCGACCGGAGUUUUCUUUUUAGAGCAGUUAUAUAUAAUUGAAAAAGUUGUGAACGCCUAUGGGAGGCACGCAGCUGGGAAGUCCUUCAGCUGUGUGAAUUAAGUUAUACCAAAUUUAUCGUGGAUUUAUACUGCAAUAUCUAAAAGACGAUUACAGAGUUCGACGUGAAGAUGCAUUUCUGGAACCGCUAAGUCGAUUGCGUUUUGAAAGACGAUUUUUGGCUUUAUGAGGGAGCGGAGGUCUUUUCCAAUAAGUAGCGAGGUGGCGCUCAAUAAUGAUAAAGAUGGAACCGGGAAAAGUUUGGUAGUGAACACUGUUUUAUGUGGUGUCGUCGAUGAACUGUCCAGUGCGAGAAAUAGACGAGGCUCGUGGGUUCGUCAGGCGGUCAUGGGAGUGCUACGGUGGAAGGAUCUGACCGGUAUUCGGACCAGUACAACGCCCGACCAGAAAGAGGUUACCCGGCCGGAGAACCGUCACUCGGUGCCCGUGGGAAGUUCCACUAGAGACAAACAGUAUUCAGGACUUCCACUAUCUCCAGCGGUUGCUUGUCAGGCCAGUCAGAGGCUCCUGGAAGAGAUUCUUUCGAAGCCUGGAACCCCACCGACCAUAGUUCUACCUCCAAGUGGAGGUUACUGGGUAGACGGAGUUGACGAUAGUCCACAUGAUGGCGAGGAAGUCGCGCCAAGGCCGCAGCCUGGGACCCCGCGGCAGUCCAAUAGACGGCACAACAUCGACACCGAUGAAACCGCCACAUACUACAGGAGAUAUUUCCUUGGCCAGGAGCAUAUUAAUUUGGUAGGCAACGAUCAAAAUCUGGGACCUGUCGUCAUGUCUCUGAAGAAAGAACACAUAGCUGGCCAGGAACAGACUAGAAUACUUCUGAGGCUUCGAACAGAGACCAUGCGAGGAACCAUACCCACUGGAUCAGGGCCGCUUUCUUCCCCUCUAAGAAUGGCGAAAAUGCUUAACGAAAAAGUUAAUGUGGACAAUUUCAUGGCUGUCACUUGUCUGAACGCUUCAUCGUUGAUAGCCGCUUUUGAUGAGCGCGUGUUGAACGAAAGGUUCAAGUUUGGAGUUCUCUACCAGAAGUACGGACAGACUACAGAAGAACAGAUUUUUGGGAACAACGACACGUCACCGGCCUUUGACGAGUUUUUGGAGAUGCUGGGACAGAGGAUCAAGCUGAAAGAUCACAAAGGUUAUCGAGGAGGUCUUGACGUGACGGGUCACACCGGCACUGAGGCAGUCUACGAGCAAUACCACAACCGGGAGAUAAUGUUCCACGUGGCGCCACUGCUACCCCACACUGCCGGAGACGCGCAGCAGCUGCAGAGGAAACGACACGUGGGGAACGACAUUGUAGCCGUCGUCUUUCAGGAGAAGGCGACUCCGUUCACACCGGACAUGAUCGCCUCGCACUUCCUACAUGCGUUCAUAGUUAUCACGCCAGAGUUCGUGGAUGGGGAGACCAGGUACAAAGUGGCCGUCACCGCACGUGUGGACGUACCAUUCUUCGGGCCGACUCUCCCGCAGCCGUCUCUAUACCGUAAAGGAAGAGAAUUCAAAGACUUCCUCCUAACGAAACUGAUAAACGCCGAGAACGCUUGCUUCAAAGCCGAUAAGUUCGCUCAACUGGAACUCCGGACUAGGGCGUCGCUGCUGCAGCACUUGUGUGACGACUUGAAGAGUAAGACUAGCGAGUUCAUGGGCGCGCCGGCGAAGAUCGAACCGGGGGCCGUGUCGCCGAAACCGGACGGAACACCGAAACAAGAAGGGCCCGGCUCUAAAUUCAUCAUAACCGUAAAGAACGUGCUAAUAUCGAAAGUAAAAUCACCGAGUGUAGACACGAAUCUCUCAGGCGAUAACAACAAGAAUUACGCGAACAAAAACAAAUUCAUGCCAAACGAGACUCACACUCCGAAUAGCGGUCGUUCGAAGUCAUCUAUAGCGUCGUCGUCGGCGAGCGCAGUGUCGGUUCGUUCAGCCGGUGGGUCCGGGGAGUCCAGUCCGGAUGUGACGUCACGAGCCGCCCCUCCGAGACCGCCGCUGAACGACCACAGCGACGACUCCAGCCUCAACUCAGUCGACUUGGAUCCGCUUGACGACAAAGACUGGCUGACUUGUGGUAAAACAGCAGGCGGCGUAUACGUAGACAGCGACACCGGUCUGGAGUCGAUGUCGUCUGCGGAGGCGGGUGCGGGGUGCGGGGCGGGCGCUGCGGGGGGACGCGCCGACGGAGCCGCACCGCCGCGGGGGGACGCCGACCUACGACAAGAGGUCUGCAGGCUCAAGAAUGACAAACUGGAUCUACUCAAGCAGAACAUUACCUGGCAGAAUGAAAUCAAGAACUUACGCGAAAGAGAAAUAUCUCUGCAAGCCGAGUUGGCCGCCGCGGCGAGGGAAGUCCGAAGGCUCAGAGAGCAACAACAGUCACUAAGCACAACCAUCCCGAACCCUUCGCCACACGAUUCCACGGCCUAAUACGAACUUUGAGCCGAAGCCGCAAGGCUCAAAUUAACAAAAUCAACCCAACUCAAAAGGUGACGUGAUUAUUUAUUAGAUCUGAUUGUGAGAAAUGAUUAGUUUAAACUGAUACCUAUAUUAUUAUUGUCGUAGAAUUUUUUGAAAGUCGAUCAUCGUAAUAGAUAAAUAUAUCGGUGUCAAAACUUAAUAAUAUUUAUAGAUACAUGUUGUUCUCUCUUCUGUGUUGUGUGAUUCAUGUUAUAGAAAAAUAUAUCGACUUGAUUUCUGGCAAUCUUUAUAUACUUAGUUCAAUGUUUCAUCAAUAGAUGUCGUAAUAUUUCCGAAUUUUAAAAUUGUAUUCUAUGAUUGUCUUUGCGUAAAACUAUGCUUCGAAUACAAUUAUAUUAUAUUGUAGCUCGUUUCCGAGUACAAGAAAAGUAUAUUAUAAAAAUAAUCUGUAGCAUAUGUAGAGAGAAUGUGAUUCGAAUCUUUUAUAUGUUGUUAUACGAAACAAGAUUGUUACUAUGUCUAUAAUCUAAGACAAAUGCUUUUUGUAAACGUUGUGAUAAUUAAGCUUACUUCAAAUUCAUGCCGUUUAAAAUUAAAAACCCAACAACUUAUACAAAUAUUAUAUUUUGCACUCACACUAUUAUCAAAUACGUUUUUAUUCACUGUAAUAUUUUAUGUAUUUUGAAAAGACCGCUUGUGUUCUUCAACUUUUAUUCUCGACUGCGGGAAUGAAGACAGGUUAUAUUUAUUAGUUAAGAUCCAUAUAGAAUCUUGAUUUUUACCAAUAUUUCAAACGCUAUUACUGUUCCACUACACACUUCAGUUUUCCUAAAAUGUAUAUCACGCUCAUAUCUACAAAUACUAAUUUAGAAGAAGCGUAGUUCGUUCAUUCAUAGUUCAUUAUUAUAAAUUGCGAG